CACUAAACUAGAAUAGCGCGUCUGUUUGUAAAUAGAUCCUAAAAAUUGUUUAUAAUUUAAAAAUCCCUAAUAAAAGGCCUUUCGAAAUAGAGCCAUGGAACUGGACCAAUAUGCAUACAACUUGAAGUAUUUUAAUUUCAACGCCCUACAAGUUUCAGCAGAAAGGGAGUACCUAGUGCGGGAAGUGGCCAGGAAAGUCGUGGGUCAUGCCAUUAAACAAAUCGGAACUCCAGCAACCUCUUCUUUAUUAGAAGCUCAGAAAGAAACAGUGGUGGAGUGCAUUGUUAAGUCCUGCAGUAAUAAAAUAAAAUGCCUUAGGGAUCUGGACAGCAAGGUAUUCCGCAUUCCGUCGCAUGUACUACAGUUCCAGGACAUUCGCUUGUCUCAUCAGUACACCAGCGAGGACGAGGAGCAGCGUUUGGUUACCUUAGAAGCGCUGAAAGCGCGUUACAGGGAAAACAUGGGUAUGCAAGCACGACUUUUUCUGGAGGAGAAAAAGUAUGAGGACAUGGAAGAUAUCAUUAACGAAGAGAUGGAAUUCCAAAGCCGCAUCCAUGAGGCUCGCAACCUCUACAAUUUAUCAAAGUUACCAAAGUUUUUCUCUCAAAUUUCCGUUGAAGGGAAAGAUAUUAGGAGCAAGUCAGGCGACUUACCCCCAUUUAAUUAGUUUUAAGCCCUAUACAUUUGAUCUGAUUUG
Messenger RNA from Drosophila bipectinata, 697 nucleotides. It is a transcript of the gene Mis12, whose product is annotated as Mis12. The record is from RefSeq and is a predicted model, not a curated record. Lineage: Eukaryota; Metazoa; Arthropoda; Insecta; Diptera; Drosophilidae.